ACAUACACUUGAGGAGAAGGUGAGUGAGUGAGGAGCAGAUCUGGAAAUAGAACUCUCCUGCUAAUUUUAACCGGCGGGAAAGAGAUCUCCUCCGCAUCAAUUCAUCGUCUUCUCCUUAAACCCUAAUUUUUCCAAUUUCAAAUCUCAAUUUCAAUUCAAUUGCAUCACCAACAACUAGCGACUGAGCUCUCUUCAAUGGCGAGUGUCCCCGAGGAAGAAGAAGAAGACACCCAAAUCAAACCCGAACUCCACGACCAAUCCGAUCUCCCGCUCCGCUACGCCUCUCUCGAGCGCGUCUACUCCGUCUCCUCUUCCUCCUCCUCGUCACUCUGCUGUGUAAACAACGCCAACAAUGCGAUGAUCUCCAGCAAGGUCAAAGCCGAGCACGCUUUCGAGUUGCGCCGACCUGAGAUUGUUCGCGUCUACAGUCGCCGUAGGAGGCGACUACCUGAGGAGGACACUAAGAAGAAGAUGAAGAAACGGAGGAUUGGUAACAGCGAGCUGAUGAAACUGGGAGUAGAUUCGACUACGUUAAGCGUCUCCACUACGCCGAUUUUGAGAGGAUGUAGAGUUAACGCUAAUAAGCAGAACGGAUCUUCGAAGAGGAAGGGGAAGAAGAAGCUAAUCCAAGCUUCUCCCACAGCUAAGAAAUGGAUUAGGUUAAGUUAUGAUGGUGUUGAUCCUACUACUUUCAUUGGGCUGCAAUGCAAGGUUUUUUGGCCAUUGGAUGCUGAUUGGUAUACUGGUUCUAUCAUUGGGUAUAAUGUAGAGAAUAAGCAUCAUACUAUUAAGUAUGGAGAUGGGGAUGUUGAGGAGUUAGCUCUUCGUCGUGAAAUGAUCAGAUAUUUAGUUUCUCGUGAAGAGAUGGAGCGGCUGGAUCUGAAGUUUGGUAGUAAUGAUGUGGCUGUCGGUGGUCAAGAUUAUGAUGAGAUGGUUGUAUUGGCUGCUUCCUUUGAGGGGUGUCAAGAUUUUGAGCCUAGAGACAUCAUAUGGGCGAAACUAACUGGUCAUGCUAUGUGGCCAGCGAUUGUUGUGGAUGAAUCUGUUGUAGUAAAGCGGAAAGGUCUAAACAACAAGGCACCUGGAGGAAACUCAAUACUUGUACAGUUUUUCGGCACUCAUGAUUUUGCUAGAAUACAAGUCAAGCAAGCGGUAUCAUUUCUUCAAGGGCUUCUCUCGAGGUCUCCCCUGAAGUGCAAGCAACCUCGGUUUGAACAGGCGAUGGAAGAAGCAAAAAUGUACCUGAAAGAAUUUAAGCUUCCAGGAAGGAUGGAUCAACUUCAAAAAGUUGCUGAUACUGAUUGUUCUGAAAGGACUAACAGUGGAGAAGAGGACAGCUCAAACUCUGGUGAUGAAUACACAAAAAAUGGAGAAGUCUGGUUGCGACCAGCGGAACUUGGAAAUUGUUUGUAUACAAUAGGAGAUCUGCGGAUAAUAAAUCUUGGAAGAAUCGUGACUGACUCUGAGUUUUUUAAGGACAGUCAUCAUACUUGGCCUGAAGGGUAUACAGCUAUGAGAAAGUUCAUAUCACUAAAAGAUCCUGGUGCAUCUGCCAUGUACAAGAUGGAAGUACUUAGAGAUGCUGAGUCAAAGACUCGCCCUGUUUUCAGAGUGACCACAAAUAGCGGUGAGCAGUUCAAAGGAGACACUCCAUCUGCCUGCUGGAAUAAAAUAUACAGUAGAAUAAAAAAGAUUCAGAGUGCGUCGGAUAGUCCUGAUAUGUUGGGUGACGGACUACAUGAAUCUGGUACAGAUAUGUUUGGCUUCUCCAACCCAGAAGUUGAUAAACUUGUACAGGGGCUACUACAAUCCAGACCAACCUCAAAGGUUUCUCAGCGCAAAUUUAGUUCGGGGAAAUAUCAAGAUCAUCCUACUGGUUACCGACCUGUGCGGGUUGACUGGAAAGAUAUUGACAAGUGCAAUGUCUGCCACAUGGAUGAGGAAUAUGAGAACAAUCUGUUCCUGCAAUGUGAUAAAUGUAGAAUGAUGGUCCAUACUAGAUGCUAUGGGCAGCUGGAACUCCGUGAUGGUUUUCUGUGGUUAUGCAACUUGUGUCGUCCUGGCGCUGUUGAUAUUCCUCCACGAUGUUGUCUCUGUCCUGUCGUUGGUGGCGCUAUGAAGCCGACAACUGAUGGGCGCUGGGCUCAUCUGGCGUGUGCCAUAUGGAUCCCAGAAACAUGCUUAUCGGAUGUCAAGAAGAUGGAACCCAUUGAUGGGGUUAAUAAAGUCAAUAAGGAUCGUUGGAAGCUUUUGUGCAGCAUCUGCGGGGUAUCUUAUGGAGCUUGUAUCCAAUGUUCAAACAGUUCUUGUCGAGUGGCAUAUCAUCCACUAUGCGCACGAGCUGCUGGUCUCUGUGUUGAGCUUGCGGAUGAGGAUAGGCUUUUUCUUCUAUCAAUGGAGGAGGAUGACGCAGAUCAGUGCAUCCGCCUACUUUCAUUUUGCAAGAGGCAUCGACAAACAUCAAAUAACCACCUAGAAACAGAGUACAUGAUCAAACUUGUUCAUAAUACUGCGAAGUAUGUCCCACCUCCUAAUCCAUCUGGGUGUGCUCGUACUGAGCCUUAUAACUAUCUUGGAAGAAGAGGACGAAAGGAACCCGAAGCUCUUGCUGGUGCCUCUUCAAAACGACUAUUCGUUGAAAAUCAGCCGUAUAUUGUUGGUGGAUACUCUCGACAUGAAUUUUCAACGUACGAACGCAUACGUGGAUCAAAGGUGUCUCAGAUCAUUACUCCAAGCAAGAUUUUAUCUAUGGCCGAGAAAUAUAGAUACAUGAAGGAAACGUACAGGAAGAGAUUAGCAUUCGGGAAAUCAGGAAUUCAUGGUUUUGGGAUUUUUGCAAAGCUUCCACAUAGGGCAGGAGAUAUGGUGAUUGAAUACAGUGGAGAACUCGUUCGGCCUUCAAUAGCUGACAAGAGAGAACAUCUUAUAUACAACUCAAUGGUGGGUGCGGGGACAUACAUGUUUAGAAUUGACAAUGAGCGGGUCAUAGAUGCAACAAGGACAGGGAGCAUUGCCCAUCUGAUCAAUCACUCAUGUGAGCCAAAUUGCUAUUCGAGAGUCAUUAGGGUUAAUGAUGAUGAUCAUAUUAUCAUAUUUGCAAAGAGGGAUGUGGCAAAAUGGGAGGAGCUGACCUACGAUUAUAGGUUCUUUUCAAUUGAUGAGCGACUUGCAUGUUACUGUGGCUUUCCAAGAUGUCGAGGUGUUGUUAAUGACGCAGAAGCCCAAGAACAGCAGGCAAAUAUUUAUGCUACUCCCUGUGAGUUAAAAGAGUGGACAGAGGCCUGAGAGAAUGAUAGAAGAAAACGAAAGCCUGUGAGAGAAAGGUUUUGACCUAACUACAAACUUUGUUCCAACUAAAAACUUAGUGUUUCCCAUUAAUUUGUAGAAAAACAUAGAUUUGUAAGCACAGUGAUUAGAGAUUGAACAGGGGGUUUAUGUUUUGAGUCAGAAAAAGAGAUGCAUAGUUUUCUUCUU
Messenger RNA from Brassica rapa (field mustard), 3474 nucleotides. Its product is annotated as histone-lysine N-methyltransferase ATX2. Gene Ontology annotation, cellular component: nucleus; chromatin. Gene Ontology annotation, biological process: regulation of transcription by RNA polymerase II. The record is from RefSeq and is a predicted model, not a curated record. Lineage: Eukaryota; Viridiplantae; Streptophyta; Magnoliopsida; Brassicales; Brassicaceae. Gene Ontology annotation, molecular function: protein binding.